UCACGAUCAGUAUUUGUUGUGUAUUCGAGUAAAGAACAUCGCAAAAGCAAUGUUGAAUAUUGAAAUUUCUGGUGAUUUUUGUUAUUGCUAGUAGCAGCACCCUUUGCAUCAAUCGUGAAACUAUUGUUAGCAAUCGCAUUCGAUUGAAUGUAUUGAAUUGUUGCAAACAUCAAAUUAAUACCUGGAAACAAUGACAACAAAAAGCAAAAAAAGGUCCAUACUGGGGAUUGGCUCAUUUAAGCACAAAUUGGAUAAAGUGCGAAUAAUAUUUUUUCAAGGAAACUCGUUCUCAACGCAACGGACAUACGAAUUGGAUGAAUCAUGUGCAAUGUUCGGCAAUGCUCAGUUCGAUGUGUUACGAAAGACCGUUUUAUACAUUCAUUCUUAUUUAGAAGGACCCGAACAUGAAAGUGUUAAUACCAUUGUCGACGCCUAUCUCCAGCGAAACGAUCACAAUGUUCUUAUAAUGGAUUGGUCGCAAUUAGCUAAGGGAAAUUAUCUUAUUGAUGUUGUUCCAAAUGCAAAACAGCUAGCAACAAAAAUGUCGGAAGUAGUUUUAGAUUGGGUAGACGAAGGGAUGGAUGUAAAUCGUUUUCACGUCAUUGGUCAUGGGAUCGGUGGGCAAAUGGCCGGAAUGAUUGGAAGAUGUGCGCACCGAAAAUCAGAAGGCGAAACCAAAUUGAUGCGAGUCACAGCCCUCGAUCCACCGGCUGCAUUUCCUCUUGGCGCCCGCGUCAACGAAAAAGAUGCCGAAUUUGUUGAUAUUAUUUUUACCGAUGCAUGGUUUCACAGCACACCAAAGAGUUCAGGGACAGUGAAUUUUUGGCCUAGUUGUCCGCAACGAAAAUCAAAGCUGUCAGAUGAUCGGCGAGCGUGGCAAAUGUGGGCUGAAACCGUUCAGCCAAGUGAACAACCGGUUUUUCUGUCGGUUCAUGCCAAAGGAUUGAACGAUUUCAAGAAAGGACGUGUCAAUCAUUCCGAAAUUGUUCAAAUGGGCAUCGACUGUCCAAUGAGUGCAAAACGUGGAGACUAUUUUCUGCAAGUUAACUUGAACCAGCCGUAUGCAAAAGGAAUUAAGGGUCUAAAGUAUGAAAAAUCGCGAAUUGAUUUAAUCACUUAGUCAUUGCAUGACUUUCAAAAAAAAAAAUUAUGGCGCUUUGGUGUUCGAAAUCAAGUGUGCAAAAAGUUGCUUUUGCUUCUGCAUUGAUUAAUCAUUAAUUUUUAAUCUUCUAGAAAAGAUGAAACGAAAAUCGUUGAAACAAACAUAUUUUCUUCUAUUUGUUUAUCUGACCUUGAAUCGUAAAUUAGUUGAUCUUGAUAUAUUGUGCCAAAUUUAGUCUUGUCAAAAAUUUCGGAUGAUAUUUAAAAUUAAGUGAUCUUUCUGUGAUUUCAAAGAAAUCAUAUCAGAAAUGUAUUUUUUGUGAAGAAAAAACAAGAGUUGAUAUUAAAAUCUAUUCCAAUAUUGUGAUAGAAUUCCGAAUAGCAAAAAAUUGUGAUUCCAAACGACAUUCCAUGCAAAGGUGGUUUUUGUUUAAAAAAAUUCAAAGAUAUAUUGUGGAAAAGUAAAAAAAAAGAUGUCAUAAAAAUAAACU
Contarinia nasturtii (swede midge) is the source of this 1592-nucleotide messenger RNA. Its product is annotated as lipase member I-like. The coding region runs from base 191 to 1120 and encodes 309 amino acids. Gene Ontology annotation, molecular function: lipase activity. The record is from RefSeq and is a predicted model, not a curated record. The transcript is spliced from 6 exons. Lineage: Eukaryota; Metazoa; Arthropoda; Insecta; Diptera; Cecidomyiidae.